ACAGUGCAGAUAGAAAUGCCAUGAAUAGGGCUGAUGUUAUUCCUUAUUCUACAUGUCAGAGCAUAGGAGGUGGGUGGCACAUUAAUUGGGGAGGACAGGCUCGUGGUAAUGGCUGGAGAGGAAUGGUAUCAAACACGUGGUGAUGAGCCGUUCUCCCCUCUGCAGCCUCCUGUGUGUCAGAGAACCAUGUUUGGCCUACCUGGCAUAUUUUAAUGUUGCAAAAUGUUUGGUCCUGCUGAAUGCUCCCCUGUUCUAUUGAAACAAAUAUUUGAAUCAUUGGUUUGGUGUUCUAUCAUGUAGAGAAUUAGAUUUUGUAGAAAUGCAGCCGUGCUCUGUGUAUUAUUACGUUUCAGGACUGGUUGCUGCACACACCCACCCCGUAUGGGCUGUAGACAGGGUGCAUGAAUUUGCCGUGAAGAUAAAUAUGACUUCCAUGGGUCCUGUCCCCUCUUCUUCAACCGCUUGUAAUGCGACUCACCUUUUAGAGUAAAAGUAAAGGUUUAUAUGGCAUUUACACAAGCAGCCCAAUUCUGAUAUUUUUCCCACAAAUUGGUCUUUUGACCAAUCUCAUCAGAUUAUUUCACACGAGAUCUGUUUUUUAAAAGACCAAGUUGUGUAAAAAGAUCAGAAUUGGGCUGCCUGUCAAAAUGCAGACUAGGUAAUGCUGUGUGUGGCGACAGUUGGCUGGUGCCACUUACAUGGAUGUGCACUGUGCCGGAGGAGAGAUCCACUUCACAGUGGAACACACCCGGGCUGCUCUUGCCUCCACCCUGUACAAACAUCGUUCUUUACUGCUAGGCAGGACACUAGUGAUAUGGGCCAUAAACUUUUAUUUCUCCCUUAAGAUGACCUGACCUCAACCCCCCCCUCUCCAUCACUAAUCCAUGGCUCUCUCCCCUUAUCAAUGCCUGCCACAUGUAAUCGCUUCCCUGCACUCAACACAUUCCAAGCUUAGUUGCCCCCACUAUUUACCUUCCUCCUAUAUCCCCUAACUUCUGGUGUCGACCCUCUAAACCUCAGCACUCCCUCAGUGACAUAAGUAUAUUUCCUAUUCUCAGAACCCAACAUGUCCAUCUCACUUAACCAUUCCUGCAUUGUGUGUGUGUUUUUUCUCUCUGGUGGGGUAGAGCUCGACCUAGAGCUCGACCUGGAGGAUGUGACAGAUAAUGGCAUUGCUGCCAUAGCGACAGCUAAGACCACCGCCGUCCUGCUCCCAACCACCGCUUGCAUCCUGCGGUUACCCCAGCCGCGGGCCCGAGACAUGCUGGAGGCUGGGGUCAUUGUUUCCCUGAGGAGUGACUUCAACCCUAAUGCCUACUGUUGCUCGAUGCCGGUGGUGAUGCACCUGGCGUGUGUCAACAUGAGGAUGUCCAUGCCCGAGUCUUUGGCCGCCCUCAUCAUCAACGCAGCCUACGUCCUGGGCCGCUCUCACGCGCACUGCUCCCUGGAGGUCAACAAACAUGGCGACCUGCUGGUCCUCAACGCACCACGGUAAAGUUACUGUCAAUAAAUACUACUAUAUUGUAAGAGCUGGCUUCAUUUACUGGUCAGACACCACAGUGUAUGUUACAGUUGACCGUUGAGUCAUCUAGCUGCUGAAGGUUAUCUUGUAAUUGUGGUGAGGACUGUGUAUGGCGUUGUCUAAAAUGCAGUAGCUGUGUGAAUGGAACCGAGUGGUUUGUGUGAGUGAGACUGCCUACGGUUGUGUUGAUUGUGUGAGUGAGACUGCCUACGGUUGUGUUGAUUGUGUGAGUGAGACUGCCUACGGUUGUGUUGAUUGUGUGAGUGAGACUGCCUACGGUUGUGUUGAUUGUGUGAGUGAGACUGCCUACGGUUGUGUUGAUUGUGUGAGUGAGACUGCCUACGGUUGUGUUGAUUGUGUGAGUGAGACUACCUACGGUUGUGUUGAUUGUGUGAGUGAGACUGCCUACGGUUGUGUUGAUUGUGUGAGUGAGACUACCUACGGUUGUGUUGAUUGUGUGAGUGAGACUGCCUACGGUUGUGUUGAUUGUGUGAGUGAGACUGCCUACGGUUGUGUUGAUUGUGUGAGUGAGACUACCUACGGUUGUGUUGAUUGUGUGAGUGAGACUACCUACGGUUGUGUUGAUUGUGUGAGUGAGACUACCUACGGUUGUGUUGAUUGUGUGAGUGAGACUGCCUACGGUUGUGUUGAUUGUGUGAGUGAGACUGCCUACGGUUGUGUUGAUUGUGUGAGUGAGACUGCCUACGGUUGUGUUGAUUGUGUGAGUGAGACUGCCUACGGUUGUGUUGAUUGUGUGAGUGAGACUGCCUACGGUUGUGUUGAUUGUGUGAGUGAGACUGCCUACGGUUGUGUUGAUUGUGUGAGUGAGACUGCCUACGGUUGUGUUGAUUGUGUGAGUGAGACUGCCUACGGUUGUGUUGAUUGUGUGAGUGAGA
Oncorhynchus gorbuscha (pink salmon) is the source of this 2418-nucleotide messenger RNA. Its product is annotated as probable imidazolonepropionase. Gene Ontology annotation, cellular component: cytoplasm. Bases 1067 to 1495 code for a protein of 142 amino acids. The transcript has 2 exons. Gene Ontology annotation, molecular function: imidazolonepropionase activity. The record is from RefSeq and is a predicted model, not a curated record. NCBI's taxonomy places the organism in Eukaryota, Metazoa, Chordata, Actinopteri, Salmoniformes, Salmonidae.